GCGGGAGGCUGAGGGUCCUCAGGUCCGCGACCAGCGCCAGGCUUUGCUGUUAAAUCCCAGCCCGAGCCCUCUAGCGUCUCUGCCUUCCGCAACCUGGCCGCUAGGCAGGACCCAGCGCUUAAGAACGGGUCAGUCGUGCCUCUCUCAAGCCCCCAGCUGCACUGUAAUCUCCCACCGCUACUUCCUCCCCUGCUCCUUCCCUCCUAAGACUGCACCGGGUCCUCCCGAUAGCCUGACGCUUCGCGCCUCUCCUCUGCCCUCCUCCAUUGCGCGCUCCUCCGGAGCGUGACCCUUCAGGGGCCGUGCAAGCUCCUGCAGUCGAGAUUCGUCCUCCUCGCUGCUCUGGCCAGGUUUGCCGGCCCCUUCUCCCGUUUCGGAUUCCAUCCUCCCCACACUGUCCUCUUCACUAGUUCUCUAAGCACCGAGCAGGGCAGAGCGCGCUCCACCCCCAUUUUCCAUACAUGGGAGCUGGAGUGGGGGGCGGAGCUGAGGGGAGGCGCUCCCAGUCCCCCUCAGAAGCUGCUAGCCCACUGGGAACAUUUGGAUCCGUUCAGCUCCCGUGGAGAAGCGAGACCGGAUCACCGACGUGGGCAGAGGACUGCCGGGGGCCAGCAGAAAUUCUGCCCCUUCUUCCCGCGAGCGCUUUCCCGCCCUCCAAACCCCACUCCCAGGUGGCCAUGGCCUCAUCGCCCACUCCGGGCCCCAGGGUUUCUGACUUAUUUUCUGGGCUGCCGCCGGCGGUCACAACUCCCGCCAACCAGAGCGCAGAGGCCUCGGCGGGCAACGGGUCGGUGGCUGGCGCGGACGCUCCGGCCGUCACGCCCUUCCAGAGCCUGCAGCUGGUGCAUCAGCUGAAGGGGCUGAUCGUGCUGCUCUACAGCGUCGUUGUGGUCGUGGGGCUGGUGGGCAACUGCCUGCUGGUGCUGGUGAUCGCGCGGGUGCGCCGGCUGCACAACGUGACCAACUUUCUCAUCGGUAACCUCGCCUUGUCCGACGUGCUCAUGUGCGCCGCCUGCGUGCCGCUCACGCUGGCCUACGCCUUCGAGCCACGCGGCUGGGUGUUCGGCGGCGGCCUGUGCCACCUGGUCUUCUUCCUGCAGCCGGUCACCGUCUACGUGUCGGUGUUCACGCUCACCACCAUCGCAGUGGACCGCUACGUCGUGCUGGUGCACCCGCUGCGGCGGCGCAUCUCGCUGCGCCUCAGCGCGUACGCGGUGCUGGCCAUCUGGGCGCUGUCCGCGGUGCUGGCGCUGCCUGCUGCCAUGCACACUUAUCACGUGGAGCUCAAGCCACACGACGUGCGCCUCUGCGAGGAGUUCUGGGGUUCCCAGGAGCGCCAGCGCCAGCUCUACGCCUGGGGGCUGCUGCUGGUCACCUAUCUGCUCCCUCUGCUGGUCAUCCUCCUGUCUUACGUCCGGGUGUCCGUGAAGCUCCGCAACCGCGUGGUGCCCGGCUGCGUGACCCAGAGCCAGGCCGACUGGCACCGCGCGCGGCGCCGGCGCACCUUCUGCUUGCUGGUAGUGGUCGUGGUGGUGUUCGCCGUCUGCUGGCUGCCGCUACACGUCUUCAACCUGCUGCGGGACCUCGACCCGCGCGCCAUCGACCCCUACGCGUUUGGGCUGGUGCAGCUGCUCUGCCACUGGCUCGCCAUGAGCUCGGCCUGCUACAACCCCUUCAUCUACGCCUGGCUGCACGACAGCUUCCGCGAGGAGCUGCGCAAACUGUUGCUCGCUUGGCCACGCAAGAUCGCGCCCCAUGGCCAGAAUAUGACCGUCAGCGUGGUCAUCUGAUGCCACUUAGCCAGGCCUUGGUCAAGGAGCUGCAUUUCCACUGGCCUCCGAGGGCACCACUUGAGGUCAACCUGGAGAGCUUAUUCUCAGCACCAGAGCUAGCAAAGCCAACAGAGGGCAACAUUUCCAGCCCAGCCCUCUUGUCCGGCUGUCUGUCUUGUCCUUGUGUCUUUGUAAAAUGUUAAGUGGGCUUUGGUGAGAGUCUUGCUCUUUGCUUGGGGGUAAGCCAGAGAGAGGAAAGAGGAUUUAUUAUUUCUUCUUUAUGCCCUUGAAGGACAAACAAAAACUUUUUCUCCAUGUUCAGAAAAGUAUUUCAGAACCAUGAUUGCCUUCCUGGCAUCCCCUCCUCCUGCUCAUUGGUGAAAUGCACAGUGUGAAUGGGAUUUAAAAGAAAUGCAUUGGGCUUGGUAAAGAUUUUCAGUUUGCCUUCAGAAAAGGACUCAGCUGAGAGGAUCCUGAUAUUGCUUAGUGCAUUUGAACCCUUGCAUUUCUAGAAUUUCAGGUAAAUAUGUAUUAGAAAUCUAUGUCUAGGAUUUCAGCAUUUCCUGAAUAAGACCUUUAUAUGCCCAAAGGGUCCUUUUAAAACCACUUGAGUUUAUAGUACAAAAACACCUACAAGCUCCCUUUAGAAAGGUCUUGCUUUUGUUUCUCCCCUUUCCUCCCCAACUACUAUCUAAAAAUUUUGAGACGAAUUAGUCAAUGAAGAGAUAGAUAAAAACAGAUAAAGAGGAAAAGGUCCAAUUCACUUAAGAGGGCAUUUAAUUGUACAUAAGGGCAGACAUCCUCUGUGUAUGUGUGUUUGUGUAUGUGUGUGUACACAUUCAGUGUUUGCCACAAAGUGGGCACUCAAAUAUUUGGUUUUCUGAAUACUCAAUGUAAACUGUGUGGCAUGGCAUUCUCUUGCAGUCUCUAAUUGCUCACUUGCAACAGAUCAACAGCUGUCAUCUGACUGCUCAGCACCUGCUCUGUAGUGAUUCUUGGAACAUGAUCAACCCAGAAAUCAAGAACCAGCAGAAGUUUACUUAAGGACAGAACAGAAGAAUAAGCUACCAUCCACAUGCUGUGUAGAUCAAACACUAAUUACUUCCAGGGUUAAGGGAACAGGUGAAGACUGUGGAGCAUGAUACCAGGCUGAUAAUCAUCACCUUAACCUCCUGUGAGUUCUGUAAAUGAGGACAAGUGCCUUGGGACAAGGGUCUCCACACUGUUGGAACAGCAACUUGGGCAGUGAGGACAGGAGUCUUGGGAAAUGAUACAUAAUAUCCAGCUGUCACAUCAGCCUCUGUGUUCCCAGUAACUCAGUCACCAUCCAUAAGGUUCAACUACUUUCCCAACUCACUGAACACAAGAAUCACUGUUUCCCUCCUCCUGCUUCUCUUAUUCUCAGAAAUAAGCUCAUUCCUUCAUUAAAAUGUGCACUAAAAGGAAAGAGGGAUGAUACGGGAAUGACAAGUGUUUAGUCCUAUUACAUUCAUGUCAAUAACCAUGGUGGGAGUGGGAGUGAUCACGGUUGGGCUGGUUAGCAUAGGAUUCUUUAGUAGUUACUGGGCUAGACUUUUUGCACACAAUAAAGGGUAGGAAAGGCUAGUUUGGGAGAAAGGAAAAGGCAGGCAAAGAUGGUAUGGAGGCUAUCUCUGGCAAUGGUGCUAAAUGAACUUGAGCUUCAUCCAUGGAUUGGAGAACAAAGAACCUGUGUGCUAACACUGCAGCCCACCCUGCCCCAGAUGAGUUCAUCUCCCAGGCAUCCUGAGGAUAGCUUCUCUGCUUCUAGCAGCUCUAUUACUUGGGAGGCUCAGGGCCAGACAUUUCCCAUUCCCUUUGAUUCCUUUGAUGGUCAUGUGUGGAGAGUGUAGGUGGUAGGGGGAAGGAGAGGGAUUAUUUGGGGAGGGAUCUGAUUCAUUGUGGGCUCUUUGUUGGAAGGUUUGAAUCACUGGUUCUCAGCCCUGGCUACUCCUAGAAUCACCUGGGGAACUUUUUUUUUUUAAUUGAUGUCUGGGCCCUCCUCCUAAGAGUCUAAUUGAUUUGAGAUGGUGCCUGGACACUAGCAUUUUCCAAAGCACUUCAGGGGAUUUUAAUGUGAAACCAAAAUUAAGCACCUUAAGAAUUAUCCUUUCUAGGCCCGGGAGUGGUGGCUCAGACCUGUAAUCCCAGCACUUUGGGAGACCAAGGCAGGCAGAUCACGAGGUCAGGAGUUUGAGACCAGCCUGACCAACAUGGUGAAACCCCAUCUCUACUAAAAAUACAAAAAUUAGCCGGGUGUGGCGGUGCACACCUGUAAUCCCAGCUACUCAGGAGGCUGAGGCUGGAGGAUUUCUUGAACCUGGGGAGGAAGAGUUGCAGUGAGCUGAGAUUGUGCCACUGUACUCCAACCUGGGUGACAGAGCAAGACUUGGUCUCGGGGUUGGGUGGGGGUGGGGGUGGGGGUGGGGAAAUAUCCUCUUUCUAAUGAAUCUUAGAAACGUCCGAAUAAAGCUUUAGUUGCACCUGUGAAAGGUGUUAAUAAUUUGGAGUUGAAUUGGAUGGUGUUACAUGUCAUACUUAGAGAAUACUCUUUUAGUCUUCAGACAAUACCUGCUCAAUCAGAGGCAAAUUAUUGAAAUCCAAAUAUAUAGGGAUUCAUUCAACAGUUUACUUACUUAUUUCUUUUGUAUCAGUCCAAUCAAGUCAGAAGGAAUGUCAUCAUUCAACCUUAGUUCAAUUGUAUUAUAAAUUUACAUACCAUGGCCUGGUACCAUGGCUCACAUCUGUAAUUCCAAAACUUUGGGAGGCUGAAGGGGGAGAAUUGCUUGCACCCAGGAGUUCAAGACCAGUCUGGGAAAUACGGCAAAACUCCAUCUCUACAAAAAAUAGCUGGACAUGAUGGUGCACACCUGCAGUCCCAGCUACUUGGGACGCCAAGGCAGGAGGAUCACUGUAGCCUGGGAGGAUUACUAGGCUGCAGUGAGCUGUCAUUACACCACUGACUCCAGUCUCAGUGACAGAGCAAAACCUAGUCUCAAACAAACAAAAAACCAAAAAUAAUUUACAUAGCAUGAAUUAUUUUGAAUCCUGGUUGUCAGGGUGUUAGAAAAAGUGCUCCCUGAUUAAGUUUAUAUCAACUAUGAAGAACAAGCAUCUCCAUUAACUACUGGAAAAGUUGCCACUGGUUUCUGUCAUGCCUACAACUUAAGUUUGAAACACUUACAUGGACUUUAUAAACAGUCUAAAGAGGUUGGAGAAUUAGGUUGUGCUUAUAAACAUCUUUAUAUAUUAUGAAAACUGGCAACUGAACAGCAAUUCUCACAACAUCUGGUAUCUGUUUUGGACUAGUUUAUAAAUCAAACCAAAUUUCAAAAAAAUCAGAGGUGAGUCCCAGAGAGAACUGCAUAGGAUUGUAGGUAGAAAAAUUUAAUAAUUCAUUUUGGUUAAUAUCAAGCAUCUAAGAUGUAUACAUAGGGCUCUUCCUGCAAGGAGUCAUAUAGGCAGGCAAACAGGGAACUGAGCCAGUGGUACUUGGCAGCAGCCCUUCUCAAAGCUGAUGGGAGGUUCUGUAAUCCUCUUUGCAAGCAUUGUCACCAGGUCUCACUUUUGGCAGCCAUUCAAUAGAUUUAUCUCACUAAACUGGCAGAAGAGCGUUUCAAUGUAUGCUCCAACAGCUACCUGGAAAUAGCAAUUAUGAGAGAUGCUAAGGUAAUGAUUCCAAUUCCUAUAACCAUCUGAUUUUUUGUCCUUGUGAAUUUUCAAUCUGCUGUUUUACUGGGAUAGCUAAGUUCCAGGUUUGUUUUUUCAGGUAGGCUAACCCACCACCUCUGUCCUGUGAUUUCCUUCCUGAACAUCUAGUAGUCUUUCAAAUGCAAGGCACAAAACUAACCUCAAGAGUGUGGUUAGAUCUGGGGUUGAACACAGGGCCUGUCCCCUCACAGACGAGAGGUCAGGAGCACCUUUGUUUCCCAAGGCAGGUUCUUGAUUGAUUUACCUCCCUGCGUUGAUGUCUUUGCUGUGUAAAAUGCACAUGUUGCUGAAUCACAUGUGAAGCUCUACAUGCUGGGGUUUAUACUGUUUGACAUUUUGUGGGUGCUCAAUAAAUACUAAAUCAGCCCAGUC
Macaca mulatta (Rhesus monkey) is the source of this 5873-nucleotide messenger RNA. RefSeq names its product prolactin releasing hormone receptor (gene PRLHR). Gene Ontology annotation, cellular component: plasma membrane; neuron projection. Gene Ontology annotation, biological process: G protein-coupled receptor signaling pathway. NCBI's taxonomy places the organism in Eukaryota, Metazoa, Chordata, Mammalia, Primates, Cercopithecidae. The record is from RefSeq and is a predicted model, not a curated record. Gene Ontology annotation, molecular function: neuropeptide Y receptor activity; neuropeptide binding.